Molecule: messenger RNA, 735 nt
Organism: Lycium ferocissimum
Lineage: Eukaryota; Viridiplantae; Streptophyta; Magnoliopsida; Solanales; Solanaceae
Exons: 1
Coding region: 1-735 (244 amino acids)
Source: RefSeq, a predicted model, not a curated record
AUGUCCAAAAAGAUUCAAGGUCCCUUACCAAGAAAUACACAGAAAAAUCCAAAGGAGCACCUUAAAGCCAUCGCUUUACUGUCAGGUAAGAACCUUGAUGAAUCUUACAAGGACACCCAAGAAAAGAAUCAAUCAUCACAACAGGUAGACAAAGGUAAGAAUGCCGAAACACCCUCUGAACAAUCAGAAGAAAAAGAAAAGAAAAUGGAAGAGGAAAAUAUUCUCCCUGUGAAAAUUCCUUUUCCCCAAAAAAUGAAGAGAGAAAAGCUUGAUAGUCAAUUUGCCAAGUUUUUGGAUAUUUUAAAACAAAUUCACAUUAAUAUUCCUUUUACUGAUGCUUUAUUACAAAUGCCUUCAUAUGCCAAGUUUCUCAAAGAAAUUUUGUCAAGCAAAAGAAAACUGGAAGAAGCUUCUGUGGUAGUACUUACUGAAAAAUGUAGUGCUAUACUUCAAAACAAACUACCACAAAAGCUCGGGGAUCCAGGUAGUUUUACAAUUCCAUGCACUUUGGGAGGAUUAUAUUUUGAAAAAUCACUUUGUGACUCUCGGGCUACAAUAAAUCUAAUGCCGUUUUCUAGUUUUAGAAAAUUGGAUCUUGGUGAAAUAAAAAACACAAGUGCUUCUCUUCAGUUUGCAGAUCAAAGUACUAAAAAACCUACGGGAAUAAUUGAAAAUAUUCUUGUAAGAGUUAAUAAGUUCAUUCUCCCUGUGGAUUUUAUAGUACUUGAAAUGUAG